Cokeromyces recurvatus is the source of this 2397-nucleotide messenger RNA. RefSeq lists its product as uncharacterized. The transcript is spliced from 4 exons. The record is from RefSeq and is a predicted model, not a curated record. Bases 27 to 2237 code for a protein of 736 amino acids. Lineage: Eukaryota; Fungi; Mucoromycota; Mucoromycetes; Mucorales; Mucoraceae.
UUUUUUUUUUGUUAAAUUGAAUCAGUAUGCAUGAUAGUACUGCUGAUUCUUCUGUAGUAAUUGGGGACAUACCAAUCACUACUACAGAACGUACUCGAUUGUUGAAUACAACAGCAACAUCCUAUAGUACUCGUCAAGAGAUACGUAAAGAAACUUCUUCUACUAGUCAAACUGUAAUUACCAUGGGCAGCUCUACUCUAGAAAAUGGUUAUCAUCGUAUUUUAAAUAAAAAUACUAAUCUUGCAACAGCAAACCAAAUUCAUAGUAUUAUAUUGAAGGGACAUCCUACUAUUCCUGCGAACCAGUUGACAGAAAAAAUUCAGGAUAUUCUUGUGUUUAGUGAAAUUAAAAGGAAACAACAAGAAAGGGCUAUGGAAGAGGAGCAAAAUAAGAAAAAAAAGGAAAAACAAAUCGCUGUAUCUUCAAGUAGCAGUAGUAGUAGCAGUAGUAGUAGUAGUGAUAGUGAUAGUGAUAAUGAAACAGACUGUAAACGACUUGCUCUAAAAAAAAAGCUCAGUGAAUGGUCCAUUGAUGGCAGUAGUAAAUCAUCUACUCGUUUAAGAAAACGCGAUUUUGCAGUGGAUGCAAUUAAGUUUGCUACAGACAAAUGGAAAGAAAAGCAUGGCUGGGCAACAAGUAGCUCUACUACAAAUUUAUCCAGUCACAAUAACGAAACAACGACUACAACGAUCACAACUACUACUACAACAAAGUUGGAAGGCAACAAUAAUCAUCAAAACGGAACAACAGUUGUACAACAACAACAACAACAACAAAAGAGUCAAGAAAAGUUCACUUCUUCUCCUGCUGAAAGUGUUUUUGAAGUCGCCAAAAAUGCAUCUGUUUGUGCAGUUUUAGCUUUGUUACACGAACGACGACAGUCAUCUGGUCAUUCUACAGAGACGGAUUUAUCUUUGCAGACUUUAGCUUUGUCAACACUUGAUUUAGGUUUGAAGUUACAGGAUACUUCCGUUUCUCAUGUCAUAUUAUGUGAAAUGUUAACCAACAAAUGGAUAAAUGGAAAAUCAGCAUUGGACUGGGCUAUUGAGAAUAAUAAUCAAAUAAUAUUGAAUGAUGCUAGAGUUCAGCUAGUAAUCGAGGAACUUUGGGAAUCAUGCCCUAACUGGCGUCAAGAUUCAAGUCAUCCUAGUCAUGUUUGGGUUCAUAAUGAUAGGAUUAAUAGCCAAAAUAAAGAGGAAACACCAAAGUAUUUUAUUUGGUUGGCUCUUUCUAGAAUUCUCGCAAAUUAUUUGGCACGUUGGCCUAGUGCAAAAUAUCAAAGUUUGAUUUCCUUGUUCUCCUUUUUAAUAUAUCUGGGUCUUCAUAUAAGCACAGUUAUGAAUCAAGAGUAUAUUUCAGAUAUCAUACUACCUUAUGAAUUUGCUUACUAUACCUUUGUUGUUUCAGACUUUCUUUUAUUUGUUUUUAAUCUAUUAACUCAGCCACGUAUAUACCUUAAAAAGGUAUCCUUUUACAUUUCUCUAGUUGUUAUUUCUCUAUUAGUAUCUUCUUUAUCAAUUAGAGUUUGGACUUUGUAUGCUGUGGAUAAUAUUGAAGAAGAAUUCCAUCUUCUUAAUAUCUCAUAUACACUCUUGAUCUUGGCUACACCCCUUAUGUUUUUCCGUACUGUUUCUCCAAUCAGUGAGCUUUUCUGGAGUACAGCCAAGGCAACUUAUAUUAUACGUGAAUGUUUCAUAAAUAGUAUUUGGGUAUUUAUUCUCGGUACGAUCACCAUUCUCGGUUUCUGGGCUGCACUUGGAGCUUUGCAAUACAAUGAUGUUAGCCCCCUGGCAAUGCUACGUUUAUUAAUAUUAGGUGCAUUACAUACCCCUGAGAUCGGUGACACGUUGCACUAUCAACCAGAUGUAGCAGCUUUCUUGCUUUCUAUAUAUCUCUUUUUGACCGUAGUUUUCUUGGGAUCACUUUUGACCGCUUCAUUUUUAAGUACAAUGAUAGAUGUAAAUAGCCGUUUGGAAAUUAUCGAAAAAGAAUGGAUUAUCAAUCGUUCUCUGAGAGUCAAGCCUGCUUUGAAUGCAUUUAUUCCAAGUAUCUUGAUUGAUUUAAUAUUCACUUUUACCAAAUAUAUAGCACGAGUUAUAUUUAAAUGUCAGACUCCUAUCAUUUGGCUUGAAAAGAUGCAUCAAAUAUGUUGGUAUAUUAUUUAUUCACCUAUCAUACUGUUGCUUGGGUUUUAUGAGCUUUUAUUCAGAAGAAAAUCUACUGUUUCAACUUUUUAAGGAAGACACUAUUCUUAUUUAAAACUUCCUUUCUCUACUUGUAUAUCUUAUAUUUUUCCAUGGAAUAAAUGAAAUGAAAUAUAAAAUGCUUUCAAACACUUUAUUAAUUACAUAUUAUAUCUCUAUACAAUAAUCAUAUCAAACUAUCUUGAAAAUAGUU